GGCUUUUAAGCCCGACGAGAGUGAAUAGUUUGUUCAAAGCCCACCAAACGUGGACAAAAAUGAAAAGAAAAUAAAAACACCAAAACCCUAAACCCUAAUUAUUUUAUGUCUUCGUCUCUAUAAAAGCUAUCACUCGCUGAAGCAGUAGUAGUAGCUGCUCUCUUCUCUUCUCAUAAACCCUAAUCCCCAAAUUAUCUAGCUGCUAUCACUAUGAGGCCACCAAGAGGACGUGGUGGUUCGGGGGGUUUCCGCGGUGGCGGCGGCAGGAGCGAUGGAGGCGGUCGAGGUAGGGGGCGCGGUGGUUUUGGUGGAAGAGGUGCGAGUGAUAGAGGCCGGGGACGCGGCGGCGGCGGCCGUGGCGGCCGAGGAGGACGUGGCGGUGGAAUGAAAGGAGGGAGCAAAGUCGUGGUGGAGCCACAUAGACAUGAAGGUGUGUUUAUUGCUAAGGGAAAGGAAGAUGCGCUUUGUACUAAGAAUAUGGUUCCCGGGGAGGCUGUUUACAAUGAGAAGAGAGUCUCUGUUCAGAAUGAAGAUGGAACCAAGGUUGAGUACAGGGUGUGGAAUCCAUUUAGAUCAAAGUUAGCUGCUGCUAUUCUCGGUGGUGUAGACAACAUUUGGAUUAAACCUGGUGCUAAGGUGUUAUAUCUUGGAGCUGCUUCAGGAACAACUGUGUCUCAUGUUUCCGAUCUUGUUGGACCUUCUGGAGUGGUCUAUGCAGUUGAAUUCUCUCACAGGAGUGGUAGGGACUUGGUUAACAUGGCAAAGAAGCGUACUAAUGUUAUACCUAUUAUUGAGGAUGCCAGACAUCCAGCCAAGUACAGAAUGCUUGUUGGAAUGGUUGAUGUUAUAUUUUCUGAUGUUGCUCAGCCUGAUCAGGCUAGGAUUUUGGCUUUGAAUGCAUCAUACUUUCUGAAAGCUGGAGGUCAUUUUGUAAUUUCAAUCAAGGCAAACUGUAUUGACUCGACUGUUCCAGCAGAGGCAGUGUUUGCCCAAGAAGUGAAGAAACUGCAAGCAGAUCAAUUCAAGCCUUCUGAACAGGUUACACUCGAGCCAUUUGAGAGGGACCAUGCUUGUGUUGUUGGUGCAUACCGUGCACCAAAGAAACAAAAGGCUGCUCCUUCUGCUUGAUAGUGUGUGCUUAAGGCACUUGCUGAUUGUGUAUUUUUAUUCCUAGUUAAGCUCGAGACAGUUUAGUGAUUUUGUAUGGUAGUCAUUUUAAACUUUGUUACUGUUGUAUGAUUUUAUGGAAUCAUGGUUUUUUCUAGA
Daucus carota subsp. sativus is the source of this 1266-nucleotide messenger RNA. Its product is annotated as rRNA 2'-O-methyltransferase fibrillarin 2. Gene Ontology annotation, cellular component: box C/D methylation guide snoRNP complex; nucleolus; small-subunit processome. Lineage: Eukaryota; Viridiplantae; Streptophyta; Magnoliopsida; Apiales; Apiaceae. The record is from RefSeq and is a predicted model, not a curated record. Gene Ontology annotation, molecular function: RNA binding; rRNA methyltransferase activity; histone H2AQ104 methyltransferase activity. Gene Ontology annotation, biological process: box C/D sno(s)RNA 3'-end processing; rRNA methylation. Bases 211 to 1128 code for a protein of 305 amino acids. The transcript has 7 exons.